UAUCUUCCUUAUAACACAGCUGCUGUUCAAGCCCUUUGCCCUGAUGAACUGCGAAAUAGAUUGCAAGCUGAACAGAAAAAGAGCUGCAGUAUGUAAGCUAAGUAACUCUGAGGUAUACCUCAUCACCUUUGCAUAUCCUGUCAGGAUCUAUCGAUCAAAUGCUGUCAGCUAACACGUCCCAGCUUGGACAAGGGCAAUGCGGAGUGCAGAAGAAGCCUCAAUUUGCCUAGGCAACGGAAAUUCAACUUUGCCGAGCUCUAUACAAUAAAUAUGUGCAUUGAGGAGUGCAACUUUAUAGCCAACGGCUACAUUGAAAUCGAUCCGCCCUAUCGCCUGGACCUGGCCAAUAUCCGCAUUAACCUGCAGAGCCUGGCACCCCCACCGCAGGAGGAGUCGAUUGCCUUCCUCCUGGAUGCCUAUCGGAAAUGCGAGGUGUUCCGAUCCUCCCACGGCGGACGCUUCACCCUCCACCUGCCGGAUAUUGACUUCAUCGAGGAGCCCUGCAACCCCUUCUCCCUGCAGAUUACCAUAUGUCUCCGCAUCCACGCCAUGCAAAAGUGCCCCGACCAAUUCUAUGUGGACAGCGAGGAGUGUCGCCUUGCCAGGGAAUACUUCACCCAGUGCGUGGGCGAUAUCGAAGCCAAUCUCGUCUAGGCUUCUACCUGCGAGUUUCCGGGAUAUC
Drosophila biarmipes is the source of this 682-nucleotide messenger RNA. RefSeq lists its product as uncharacterized. Lineage: Eukaryota; Metazoa; Arthropoda; Insecta; Diptera; Drosophilidae. The coding region runs from base 271 to 654 and encodes 127 amino acids. The transcript is spliced from 2 exons. The record is from RefSeq and is a predicted model, not a curated record.